Molecule: messenger RNA, 1356 nt
Organism: Caenorhabditis remanei
Lineage: Eukaryota; Metazoa; Nematoda; Chromadorea; Rhabditida; Rhabditidae
Exons: 5
Coding region: 1-1356 (451 amino acids)
Molecular function (GO): DNA binding
Source: RefSeq, a predicted model, not a curated record
AUGUUCUACAAAACUCAAUUUGUGAGCUCAAAUUCUACUUCUAAGAAGAACACGGCACCAUCAACAAAUCGAAGCGCGAACGUGGGAAUACCACAGCCUGAACAGUUGGUCAAUGACAAAACUCCAGGGAGUAUUGGAAACACUAAACGAACAUCGCAGGUUCAUGUUCCUCAGCUGGCCUCGCGGCAACCAUUGAAACCUAAAAAUGAUCUCGCACGUCUCUCACAAACACAACGGUCUCUCGCACACAAGAUCUCAACAAAAACCAAAAGGAAAAAUUCACAAGUUCUCGUAUCUGAUAAAGAACUGUAUUUAUCGUUGGACAAUAUUGUUGGCCCACAGAAGAAACGGCAGAAAACAAACAUGCCUGAGCUGGAACAACAGAAAUUCCAAUCUUCUAAAAUAAUAGCUGAUUGGAAUAUUCGAAGAAAACAAUUGGUUGUUCAACCUCCUAUCAAUCAACCGUUGUUUAUGGAUAAUAUUCAAACCAGUGAGGCAGUGCUGCAGCUUAUCACUCAACCAGAAAACAGUUUAUCUACCAAUCAAAAAUCGGAACCAGAAUGUGUUGAAGUGGAAACCAAUUUUCCAGUUUCAUCUAAACCACUCCGCGAUGAAAUAUCAACAAAUGACACUGCACUCGAUAUAUUAUGGCAGAAUAGCGAGCGCCAGUAUAUACAACUUUUCACGGAGAGUCAACUGAAUAUUUUGAAUGAAAGAUUCAAAAAGGAUGACAUUAUUGAAGAAAAUGAAAAAGUGGAACUUGGAAGGAAGUUUGGAGUGGAGUCGGAGGAAAUCGGCAACUGGUUCAUGGUACAGAAAUGGAAGAAAACAAAGGAUCUAACAAUGAAAAAGAAGAGUAGAGAAAUUGUGUCAAUAUACGAGAACAAGGAAGUGAUCCAGCCUAUUCAAGAAGGUCGAGAGAUGAGUUUCAAAAAACCAUUGCCCACAGAUUCGUUUGAUGUUUUGCUGUUAGAAAAUGGACGAAAUGAUUUUUCCUGUUUUUUGAACACAACCCUCAAUAUGUUGUAUAGCUGCCAAGACUUACGAAACUCAAUCAACAAGGAUCGUCUUGAGGCAUCCGAACCAGAUAUUUUGUUGAAAAACGUUUUUCGAAAAACCGUGAAGACGGUAGCCAAGUUGAGACUGGCACUGCCGGUCGGACUUCAUGAAGGUCCGAAUGAUGUGCACAGGGCGUUUGAGGAACUUCUAAAGAUUCUGAACGUUGAUUUCAACUCAAUUGAGUUCAAGUCAAAAAAGGAAACAAGAUGUGCAAUCAACCGAUUUCACUUCGGACUCCAUGAUUCAAAUGUAUGGUCUCCAGUGGCGAGUUAUUUCAUUUGCAGAAUUUCUUCCUGA